ACAGUAGAUUUUCAACGUCUUUGAACGGGCGUAUUGGGUGACGACGUCGACGCUGACGUCGUGAUUAAGUUCAGAGCUGGAGUUGCGGUUUCACAAUCCAGAAUUUUGCAAAUACGCGAAUCAGUUUGUCGGAGAAACAGGGUAAACGAACGCGAAUAUGCGAAGGUAUCGUUGAUUCGAAAACAAAAAUAACGACACGUGCGAAUAUCAAUAAACGCGCUGAUAAAGUGUCAUCGAACAACACGCGUCAACGAGGAUACUGUUCGUUCGCGCGCACAGUAUUAUAAUAUACACGGGGAGGAACGUGCGUAACGCGACGGCGAGACAUCCCUCUCUUUCGGAGGAGGCACAUAUAAGGGCUCGAACGCGAGCAGUAGUCAGCUAGCCAGCCAGUCAUCUAGCGAGCAAACGGCAGGCAGGUGGAAGUUGUCGCGAACACAAGCUUCGAGCAGCGAGAAGUACUACGGCAACCACGACAACGGCGGCGACGAGCCCGAAACGUAGGAAAAUGCCGGAGACUGCACACCACAUGAACGGCUACGCGAAUGGUCACACGCCGCCCGAGCUGCAACAGGGCACCACUUUCCUGUUCACCUCGGAAUCGGUCGGCGAGGGACAUCCAGAUAAAAUGUGCGAUCAAAUAAGUGACGCUAUCCUGGAUGCACAUUUAAAACAAGAUCCUGAUGCUAAGGUGGCAUGUGAAACUGUAACAAAAACUGGAAUGAUACUACUGUGCGGGGAGAUUACAUCAAAAGCUGUAGUAGACUAUCAGAAGAUUGUUCGGGACACAGUGAAUCAUAUCGGCUAUGAUGACUCUUCGAAAGGAUUCGAUUGGCGUACGUUGAACCUUUUGGUGGCGAUCGAACAACAAUCCCCAAAUAUCGCUGAUGGUGUUCAUGUGGACAGGGAAGAGAAGGACGUGGGUGCAGGUGAUCAGGGUUUAAUGUUUGGGUAUGCCACCGACGAGACCGACGAAUGUAUGCCAUUGACGGUUGUACUUGCACACAAAUUGAAUCAAAAGAUCGCUGAAUUAAGACGAAGUGGAGAACUAUGGUGGGCUCGUCCAGAUUCGAAAACACAGGUAACUUGUGAGUACAUUAUGGACCAUGGAGCUUGCGUGCCCAUAAGAGUUCACACUGUUGUAGUAUCAUUACAACACAGCGAAAAGAUCGGUCUAGAUGAGUUACGCAAGGCAGUCAUGGAAAAGGUUAUUAAAGAAGUGAUACCAGCGAGAUACUUGGAUGACAGGACGAUCUUUCACGUGAAUCCUUGCGGACUUUUUAUUAUCGGUGGACCACAGAGCGACGCUGGCCUCACGGGACGGAAGAUCAUCGUAGAUACGUACGGUGGUUGGGGAGCGCACGGUGGUGGUGCAUUCUCCGGUAAAGACUUCACAAAGGUGGACAGAUCGGCUGCAUAUGCUGCAAGAUGGGUUGCCAAGUCUCUGGUGAAAGCCGGCCUGUGCAGGCGCUGUCUUGUACAAGUUUCCUAUGCUAUUGGAGUGGCGGAACCUUUAUCAAUCACAGUCUUUGAUUACGGCACAUCUACGCGCUCUCAGAACGAGCUCUUAGAUAUAGUGAACAAAAAUUUUGAUUUACGACCCGGAAAGAUCGUCAAGGAGCUGAAUCUUCGCAAUCCUAUUUAUCAACAAACCAGCACGUACGGUCAUUUUGGACGAGAUGGUUUCACAUGGGAACAACCAAAGAAGCUGAUCCUCGAUUGAUGAGAGAGCGUUUUUUAAGUUAGUCUCGGCGUUUCGCGACUCAAAUAUUUGACAUAAAACGUCUUUCUCCUCCUUCCUUCCCCCCCUCUCUCUCUCUCUCUAAUGUUCUAUCUAUUUCUUACAGUAACCGUGUUAUCUCGUAAAAUAUCCGAGAUUCUUCGAUCUCCGUAAUGCCGCAACCACUGAAUCCAUCAGUUCCUUAUGCCAAUUUUAGCAGUAGUGAGGAGAGCGAAUGCCCUGUACUUCUCUCCUCUCGUGCCAUGGAAUACCGGAUAUUACAAGUGACGACAGGCA
Harpegnathos saltator (Jerdon's jumping ant) is the source of this 2017-nucleotide messenger RNA. RefSeq names its product S-adenosylmethionine Synthetase (gene Sam-S). Gene Ontology annotation, biological process: S-adenosylmethionine biosynthetic process. The transcript is spliced from 10 exons. NCBI's taxonomy places the organism in Eukaryota, Metazoa, Arthropoda, Insecta, Hymenoptera, Formicidae. The record is from RefSeq and is a predicted model, not a curated record. The coding region runs from base 509 to 1723 and encodes 404 amino acids. Gene Ontology annotation, molecular function: methionine adenosyltransferase activity; ATP binding.